AAGAAAAUAUCACCGAACAACCGGCUCCGGUAAUUGUCUUGCGGCAAGAUAGCAGCUGUGAGCUGUCUUGUAAGACAAUUAUGCCGUUGUUGUUGUGCCGUGUAUAUUGCGUAAAGAACGGUGUAAACAGCGGUGGACGCGUAUAUAAAAAUAUAGCCGGAUAAAUCCGGGCGCGCCUUGUUCAGUUUGGCAUACAACGGAUAACAAUCUUAUCGGAUUCUGCGGCUGCUUGAUCAGCGCCACAUCACUGGUUCAGUGUUGUGGUUUUCCUGCAUCAUUCUUUCAGUUUUUUCUUAAAUCAUCUGCGCCAUGGAUUAAAUGGAAUUUAAUUGUAAUCUUAUUUGAUUGCAUUGGAAUAAUUUAUUUUUCGCAACGCUCGUCACCCGGUGUAAUUAAUCUGUGAUAUAGAGUGUGCAUUUUACUGGGAUUCACGAUGCAGUGUAAAGUGAAUACGAAGCUGGUUCCCUUGAAGGGACUGAUGUUCCUCGUCCAUGGAGGAAUAUCGGCGCUGCUACCUUUUAUGGCCGUCCACAUGCGAAGUUUAGGUAUUACCGUACCGCAGACGGCCAUCAUCCUAGCCGUGCUACCUUUCGUCAGCGCCGUCGGACCGCCACUAGGCGGGUUAAUUGCCGACAAAAUCGGCAACUACCGGCUGGUCUUCAUCGUGGCCACCGUGCUCAGCGUGACACUCCACUUACUGCUGUACUUCGUAACGCCGGCCUACCAACCGCCCCUGGAGCUCAGUCCCAACGAGACGUUCCCGGUGGCGGAUCUCAGCUUCCGCUGUCAUGCCAACGGCUCCUUCGGCUACGACGUCUCAUCAUUAUUGGGAUGCCCGCAGAAGAAUAAAACAGCGGUGGAUGAUUUUCUGGCGGCGAUGGAUGUGCAGCAUCUGCGCCUAGGGGACUGUUACGCCGACUGUGCCGAGACCAACCAGCUGGCGCCGCCCCAGCUGGACCCGGCGGUGUGUCAUGGAGACAAGAACGAUUCGGCCCAUUUCUGUUCGGAGCAGCUGAAGUCUCGCUGCAAAGACAUCAAAUCCAACUGCUCCUUUAACUGCGCCAUAGGACAAGACUUUCAGGCUCAGCGAUUGAAGUGUCCAGUUCCGCGACCAAAGGUCAUCGGCAAAGCUACCAAUGACACCGGUAGCCAGGCCGCGACGCUGGGCUUUUACUGCCUGUUCCGUCUGACAUCAACCACAAUUAUGUGGAUGGCGGUGCCUUUACUGGAUUCCUUGGCCAUCGCACUCUGUCAAGACCACAAAGCGGAUCUGGGCUUCCAGAAGAUGUUUUCUAUGAUCGGUUUCUCCUUGCUGCCGCCCCUGUCUGGUAUUCUAAUUGCAAAAGCCGAAGAACUCAACGGGUUCGAAGAUUACGGCCCGGCGUUCUACGUGUUCUCCGCCAUGCACAUUCUGGCCGCCAUUGUGGUCAUCUUCCUGCGGAUGCAGCUGCGUAUGCCGGCGCAGAGUCUGAUGAAAAAUAUUCUGGUGGUGAUGGCUGACCGGCGUGUUAUCAGUAUGACCGUUAUUGUCUUCUUCUGUGGAUGCGGAUUUGGAUUUAUUACCAGUUUCCUGUUCUGGUACAUGCUGGAGGACCUGCACUCGUCCAAAGUCCUGCUGGGUCUCAGUCAGACCGUUUGCGGGCUCUUUGGCAUCCCGGCCAUGGGGCUGGCCAGUAAGCUGAUCCAGCGCUUCGGCCACACGAAACUCUUCAUUGCCGGGGUGGUGGCGUACGCCAUACGCUUUCUCGGCUUAUCUUUCGUCCCGGUCGGGCAAGCGUACUGGGUGUUACCCUUACAGAUCUUUGAAGGCGUCUCGCAUUCUCUGGUUGUCGUCACCGCCGCCAGCUAUGCUGCCAAACUGUCACCGACCUUCGUGGCGUCGCUGCAAGGCAUCGUGUUUGCCUCCCAUUACUGUUUUGGUAAAGGCUUUGGAGCGCUGAUUAGCGGUUUCCUUAUGAACGCUUACGGUUCGCGAGCGACAUUCCAGAUUUUUGCCGUGUUCUAUAUUUGCUUAGCCUUCCUCUUUUAUCCUCUGAACUUUCUCCUGGUGACAAAACCCCGUCGCAAUGCCAAGCGGAAGGCGAUUGAAAAGGGAUACGACCAGGAUAAUUCCAUGGUCACCGGUGAAACACCUUCCAAGAUCGGCGGUAAUUAUCCGAUCUACACGGGUCCGUCGAUGAAGGACGAGAUGGCCAAAAUGCCGUUCAUGGACGAAUUCCCCGACGACGGCAUCUACGACCGUACGGAGCCGGACCGCCAGCCGUUGCCGGUGGUGCCGCUGCUAUCCGGCGAGGAAGCGCUCUAUCCCGACGGGGGCCUGCGGCAAUCACCGCCGCCGUAUGGUGAGGAAGGAGCGGCGGUUCAUCAGCGCCCCAACGCUCCGUAUCUGGACGAAGAACCGGUGCUGCAUCAUCGUCCCAACGGAACGGUGCCCACGUCCGAACAAGAGUAAUGUAAUGUAAUCGUUUGAAUAACUUUUUCAUUGUUCUUGGUGUUCAUGGCAACUUGCUGGCUGUUGCAGUUUACCGGUUUUUGCACUCUGAGUUUUAUCUAUAUUGAUAGGAAAAAUAAAAUGUUUAAGUCGGAAAUUUUACUUCCUUAUUUUUAGCCUUCAGACAUGGCACAGAUUGAUGAAAUUAAAAUGGGCAUAUUGCAUAGACAAA
Paramacrobiotus metropolitanus is the source of this 2663-nucleotide messenger RNA. RefSeq names its product major facilitator superfamily domain-containing protein 6-like. Gene Ontology annotation, cellular component: membrane. The coding region runs from base 434 to 2452 and encodes 672 amino acids. The transcript has 11 exons. Lineage: Eukaryota; Metazoa; Tardigrada; Eutardigrada; Parachela; Macrobiotidae. The record is from RefSeq and is a predicted model, not a curated record.